This is a messenger RNA of Boleophthalmus pectinirostris (great blue-spotted mudskipper), 1078 nucleotides long. It is a transcript of the gene arhgef39, whose product is annotated as Rho guanine nucleotide exchange factor (GEF) 39. Gene Ontology annotation, cellular component: plasma membrane. The transcript is spliced from 8 exons. Gene Ontology annotation, biological process: positive regulation of cell migration. Gene Ontology annotation, molecular function: guanyl-nucleotide exchange factor activity. The annotation marks the transcript as partial. The record is from RefSeq and is a predicted model, not a curated record. Lineage: Eukaryota; Metazoa; Chordata; Actinopteri; Gobiiformes; Gobiidae.
UUUGUGUUUCAGACGCAGUUGAAGAAGAGUAAAUCGUUCCGUCGCUUUAAGAAACUUCAGGAGAGUCGUCCAGAGUUCAGAGGUCAGAGUCUGGAGGAGCUGCUGGAGCUUCCCCUCUCCAGGAUCCAGCUGUAUAAAAAGUUUCUGGAGGAUCUGACCUCAAACACCAACCCCCAACACCAGGACUAUCAACAGCUGACACGGGCGGUGGGGGCGCUGUCUGAGCUGAGCCACCACAUCCAGGAGAACGCCCGUCACCACGACAACCAGCUCCAACUGCAGCGAGUCCAGAAGCUCCUGACCGGAAAGACCCGAGUCCAGAAACCAGGGCGCUGGUUCGUGCGCGAGGGCUGGCUGCAGGUGGUGCCCCCUCGAGGCUCGGAGGCCAAGGCGCACAUGUUCUUCCUGUUCUCGGACGUGCUGCUGGAGACGCGGCCCUCCGGCGCCCUCUCCCUGUCGUCAGGGCAACGCUUCCACGUGCGCCGCGUCUUCCCGCUCGCAGACUGCGCCGUCGACAAGGUGUUCGGACACACGCGCGGCCAGGGAGGACUGCUCAGCUUGUCGUUCCCAAAGGCGAAGUUGUUGCUCAUGUCCAGUGAUCAGGACGACUUCAACGACUGGAACAGCUGCCUCACCUCCGCCGUCAGGAAGUUCCAGUCUAAGCCCACAGUGAUUCAUGAUAAAGUGUGUGUUGGUGUGUGUGAGAGCAGCGGCGCCCCCCACAGGAAGAGACCAGCGCUCAGAGAACAGGAGUGUGUCUCUGUGAGUCGUCCUGACACAGAGAGCAGCGCCGCCAAGAGGAGGAGACAAGAACCUGCAGCUCAGAGUGUGGACUCCUCCUCCUCCUCCUCCUGUGUCAUCCUCUGAUUGGACGGUUCUGGGUGUGGAGCGUCGUGAUUGGACGGUUCUGGGCGUGGAGCGUCGUGAUUGGACCAAAAAGUGCCUCCUCUUUUAUAAUCAUAUUUUACACAGAAAUAUUUUAUCUUAUAUUUUAAUUUUGUUUUCACAAACUAAAACUGAAUGUGCAAUAUUUACUCAACCAAAGAAAAGAGACUGAACCAGGACUAAACCAGGACUA